UGUCAGCAUCAUACCAGGGUUGUGUGCUUUGCUUGACACCACAACUGUGCAGCGUGGUAGUAAAGACGCAGUGUCCGAGCAGACCAUUGGCCAUCAGUGUCCGACAGGAAUCAGGCGAUUCAAGUUUGUAGUUGUUGUGAGUUUAUUUCUGUAUGUUGGGCCUGUUGUCAUAUAAUUACUCUAGUUGUAGUCUGCAGUCAUUUCUUGCAUGCCUUUGAUUUAUGUGACAAACCGACGAAGAGACUAAAGCAACAUGUCUGCCACUGCCAGGGUAUGAGUGGAGAGAAGUAAAAGAAAAAGAGAGAGAAAGGGAAGGUGAGGAAAUGCCACUUUGUCUGUAUGAGUAUCUGAGGGCUGUCGGGUUACAGAGUCACUAUGCCAGGUUUACCUCGGGGGGUGUUUAUCGUGCAGCCCACCUUUCGGUGCUGACUAUGGAGGACUAUCCCAUUCUGGGAAUCCGUUCUAUGGAGGACAGGACUCGGCUCUUCCAUCUGGUCCAAAUGGUCAAAGCUCUUGACCUUGAAUAUGAAGAUGACGAUACAGAUUACGAUGCUGAUGGUGGUGAUGGUGAUGAAGGCUACCCUGGAGCAGAGAGUAGCUUUUAUGGUUGUGUGGAUCCCGAUGACGAUGUAUGUGAUGAUGACAAUGAGAAGGCUGCUGCUGUGAGUAAGCGAAAUGCAACACGUUUUUCUACACCGUCACACAUUUGCAGGCGGCUUGAUUGCAAUUGUGAAACCAUGGAUCAUCAUCUAAAGCUAUUUUCUUGUCUAGAAGAUACUGUUCAUGUAUGCGCAAGUCAUUAUAAAAAUAAUGUACCAGAUCAGGGCAAAGGAUCAGCCAUACCUGUGCAGCUGGACACCGUAAGUGGCUGCAAAGACAAAAACAACCACAGGCCGGAUUUCCAUAGUAGGUUUAGCAACAAACUGGUUGGGCACAAAGUUAGAAAAGGAAUUUCUAGGAAGGAAAAACUCUAUUGCAAAAUAAACAGUAACAUGGCUACUGAGCACACGGCUAAGCCAACACCUGUUUAUGAAUCGAAGAGAACAGCUGGCUACAACUAUGGACUACCACUGAGUUCCCCUCCUGCUCCAAACAAAAAGUAA
This is a messenger RNA of Cyclopterus lumpus (lumpfish), 1103 nucleotides long. RefSeq lists its product as uncharacterized. The transcript is spliced from 2 exons. NCBI's taxonomy places the organism in Eukaryota, Metazoa, Chordata, Actinopteri, Perciformes, Cyclopteridae. The coding region runs from base 324 to 1103 and encodes 259 amino acids. The record is from RefSeq and is a predicted model, not a curated record. Gene Ontology annotation, molecular function: protein binding.